Eupeodes corollae is the source of this 1239-nucleotide messenger RNA. Its product is annotated as protein AAR2 homolog. The record is from RefSeq and is a predicted model, not a curated record. Lineage: Eukaryota; Metazoa; Arthropoda; Insecta; Diptera; Syrphidae. The transcript has a single exon. The coding region runs from base 52 to 1164 and encodes 370 amino acids. Gene Ontology annotation, biological process: spliceosomal tri-snRNP complex assembly.
AAACGUUUGGUUUUGUUAAAAAUUAAAAUCAAUUUUUAAGUAAAACAAAAAAUGAAUGUGGACAACUCGAGCAUGGAAUUAGAUCCCGAAGUGGCGAAACGUCUCUUCGCCCAGGGUGCAGUACUAAUUAUAGCUGGGGUUCCCAUCGGCACACAAUUUGGCAUCGAUCUGUGCAGCUAUACCAUAGGAGAAAAAUUCCGUGGAGUGAAAAUGGUUCCGCCCGGCCCGCACUACGUCUACUGUGAGUCUCAAGGUUUGUAUGGCGAUUCGGCGCCUCGAAUGGGAUUUGUCCAUUAUUUCCAUUGCAAUGAGAUUCUGGUGCGUGAGUGGGACAACGAGAAUGAGGAGCUUCGUGAACGACGCAUUGCCGACCCUGAAUUGGAGAAGCGAAGAAUUCGAGAAAACCUCCUCGAUCUAGAUGAGUUUCUUGCUCCGUACGACUAUCGUUUUGCCGGCGACUGGAAACAUCUCACCGACACAGUUUCCGAAGAAACAGUCAAUCGAUGUCGUCCGGCUUUGAUCACAAUUCGAACGAAUGUGGAACUUCAAUCGUGUCCAGACUCGGAGAGACCUCGCGGUGUGCCUGGAGUAUCGCCAAAAAUCACCAAAAUUACCAGCGAAGAUGAGCUCUUGCCGAAUCUUAAGCCAAUCGAGGGCACCGGACCCCGAUUCACAGAACUCCCCGAGAGAGUGCCAAAAGACGCCACGCCCGAGGAAGUAACCAAACACUACAUGGACUGCUCGCAGGCAGUAGACGAACUUAUGGCAGCAUUCGACAAUCCUGAGAAACUUAUCGAAGAAGUCCAGCUGUCGUUUGUCAUGUUUCUCAUCGGUUAUUCUGUUGAAUCGCUGGCUCAAUGGAGGAAAACUUUGAAUCUUCUUGCGAACAGUGAAGUUGCCGUUCAGAGAUUCAAGAUAUUUUACAUGAAGUACAGUGAGGUGCUGCAGCACCAGCUCCCACACCUCCCCGAAGAGCUCAUGGAGCCGAGUGAACACAAUACCGUCUACAAAGACGUUCGCAAUCUUCUGAUAAAUCUCACUCUCAGCGGCUUGAGCGUGAGUGCCGAGAGGCUGCGGAAGAUGCUGGCUAAAACAAUGAAGUGGGAAUUUGUGGGAUUGCUGGACGAUGAUCCCGAGGAUUUGCCUGUGAUUGUGGAAACUUAAAAUAAAGAUUUUUGUAUUCAAUAUUAAGUCAAAAAUUUGAUUUCUUUUAUUUAUUAAAUUAAAAUGUGAAAUUUU